This is a messenger RNA of Arvicola amphibius (Eurasian water vole), 894 nucleotides long. Its product is annotated as olfactory receptor 10AG1-like. The transcript has a single exon. Gene Ontology annotation, cellular component: membrane. The record is from RefSeq and is a predicted model, not a curated record. Gene Ontology annotation, molecular function: olfactory receptor activity; G protein-coupled receptor activity. Lineage: Eukaryota; Metazoa; Chordata; Mammalia; Rodentia; Cricetidae. Gene Ontology annotation, biological process: G protein-coupled receptor signaling pathway. Bases 1 to 894 code for a protein of 297 amino acids.
AUGGAAUACAUAGAAAACAAACCAGAAGAUAAUGCUACUAUAGUGACACAGUUUCUCUUUCUAGGGUUUUCUGAACUUCCCAAAGUGCAAGUAUUUCUGUUUUGGAUGUUCUCCCUAAUGUAUGUAAUUAUCUUAAUAGGAAAUAGCUUCAUAAUUGCCAUAGUCCGAAUUGACCCUGCACUAAAGAAGCCCAUGUAUUUUUUCCUGGCCAAUUUUUCAUUUCUGGAAAUCUCUUAUGUAUCUGUCACUCUUCCUAGGAUUCUGUACAAUCUUUGGACUCAAGAUAGAAGAAUUUGUCUUCUUGCCUGUGCUCUUCAAUUGUUUUUCUUCACAGUUCUGGCAGCUACUGAGUGUUUCCUACUUGCCGCGAUGUCCUAUGACCGCUAUGUGGCCAUCUGCAACCCUCUGCAGUAUCCUCUGGUCAUGAACCCAACAAAGUGUACUCAGAUGGCCAUUGGCUCUUGGCUCGGUGGCAUCCAAGUCCAGAUAGGACAAACUUGUCUAGUUUUCUCUUUACAUUUCUGUCAAUCUAAUAGAAUAAACCACUUUUUCUGUGAUAUUCCAGCUAUUCUGAAGCUUGCCUGUGGGGACACUUCAAUGAAUGAGUUUUCUGUCUAUUUAGUGGUUAUGGGGUUUGUUGCUUUCCCUUUUAUGUUGAUACUUGCAUCUUAUAGUAAAAUCACUGCCACCAUUCUGAAGCUGCCAACAGCCACAGGACGGACAAAGGCCUCCUCCACGUGUUCUUCCCAUCUGGUGGUGGUGGUUUUGAUGUUUGUUUCAGUAAUCAUUAACUACUUUUGGCCAAAGUCAAUUCGUUCUCCAGUAACUGAUAAGAUACUCUCUGUUUUACACAAUUGUGACCCCCAUGUUCAACUUCCUGAUAUACAGUCUUAG